GGGAGGGAGGGGUUAAACUCUGGAGGAAAAGUUUCUUUGGCUGCCUCUAAAGCAAUGGACGAAGUUUUUCUGAAGUCAUUUAGCUCGAUUCUUCUGGCUUUAAGGCCACACAAUGCGGAGAGACUGUGGUAAUAAUAAUAAUAACUACAACAUGAUAGAGUAGUGUGUGUAUGUGUGUGUGUUUACGAACAUUACUGCACGUUGAUCUCAUCACACCCAACGAUGGCAGAUGGGAAUCACACAGUUGUGUACUUGUCUGAGCAGGUGAUCGUCCUGUGUUCAUGCGCGCUCUCGUUCCUGGGCUCCUCGCUGAUCAUCCUCACCUACAUCUUCUGGUCGGACUUGAGGACGACUCCGAGGAGGCUGCUGGUCUUCCUCUCGGUGGCCGACUGGCUGUCCGCCGUCUCCUACGCCUUCGGGGUCUGGAGGGUUUUCCGCACCGACUCGCUGGACUGCGUUGCUCAAGGAGCCAUAUCCACGUUCGCCAACACCAGCUCUUUCUUCUGGACCAUGGCCAUCGCGGUCUACCUGUACGUGUUCAUCGUGAGGUCCAGCCAGAGAGCGGCCGACAGCUUGGUGUUGUUUUUCCACCUUGUCAGCUGGGGUGUCCCUCUGGCCAUCACUGUUGCGGCCGUGAGCCUGAACAAGAUUGGCUACGAUGCGUCGGAGGUGUCGGUGGGCUGGUGUUGGGUCAGGAUCCACACUCCUGACCGGGUCCUGUGGAUGCUGCUGACUGGAAAGAUCUGGGAGUUCUUGGCUUACCUCACCCUGCCUGUCCUCUACAUCCUGAUCAAGAGGCACAUCCACAUAGCGCAUGCUGCGCUGUCUGAGUACCGCCCCAUCCUGGCCAACAGGCCUCCUUCCAACUCCUUCUCCUCCAUGGCUGAUAUGAAGCUAACACUCAUCCCCAUCAUCUUCAUCGCCUUGCGCAUUUGGAGCACAGUGCGCUUCAUACUGCUGCUCGCUGACUCUCCAGCCAGACAGAACCCAGUGCUGGUCACUCUACAUGGAAUUGGCAACACCUCGCAGGGAGCAGCCAACUGCAUCAUGUUCGUACUGCUUACUCGGCCGAUCCGCACUCGCCUCUGCGCCGCGCUCUGCUGCUGCUCCAAGAGUCGAGAAGACGAGCAGCACUCGCAUGGCGCCCCUCACAGGCUGCUGCCAGGACGGGACACCUCCACCCAGAGGGAGGAGGACAGCACCAGUCGAGUCGGGACUGAUCGAUGACAUUCUGUGGAUGCGAAGACGAACGAAGGUGGAGGGCUCGGUGGAGGUCUCUGCUUCACAUUGAACCUCAUUACAGCAAGUGGCUGCAAAGAAGGUUGGGGAUUCUGCAGGCGCAUGCACAUUUGUGUCACAAGGAACGUCAAAAGUGUCUGCACUUUGGGUAAUGAGGGUUGUAUUUCUGGGUUGUGCACCUGCAAUUGGUGAAGGAUUUUUUUUUUUUUUUUUGUACAACAUUUUCACUUUAAGUGAUGAACACAAUUGUCACUGAUAGUGAACUGUCACAGAAAGCUUUAAGUGAGAACCCACCCUUAAUCUUAUCUUUCCACUAUCAAAGCCUGUUGGCUUGAAAGAUGUUGCGAAAGGUCAGAGUGACCUAAAAUAACAUUUAGUCAUAUCAUAGUUAAUCAAAUCUUUUUUGUACUCAGUAGUGGAUGAAUGAUGUAGAAGACAAUGAUGCUGGAAGUGUGUUCAAUGAAUGUUUAUUUUCCAAAGUGAAAACCUGUCACCAUGAACUCAAGCUGACCACUGCUGCUGGUCUGUUAGAGAAGAAACUGCAAUCUUUUUGUAUAGCUUACAGUUACACCUUUGUUUGUUUAAAUUUUGAGUUUAUUAUCCCGUGAAUAUGUUUGCAAUGUAACUUUAAUUCUCCCCCAAAAAAACAGGUCAGGUCUAAAAAAUAAAACUCCUACUCAUGUCCAAUAUAACUUUGGGUAUUUGUUUGAACGAAACUCGAUUAUGUCUGUUCGUGUCUUUAAAGAAAAGUAAAUCAUAUAUUAAGAACACAGUUUUCUGUCAGUGUUCAAUUCACAAAAGCAUAUUA
Molecule: messenger RNA, 2047 nt
Organism: Anoplopoma fimbria (sablefish)
Lineage: Eukaryota; Metazoa; Chordata; Actinopteri; Perciformes; Anoplopomatidae
Gene: gpr157
Product: G protein-coupled receptor 157
Exons: 4
Coding region: 223-1227 (334 amino acids)
Biological process (GO): adenylate cyclase-activating G protein-coupled receptor signaling pathway; cell surface receptor signaling pathway
Cellular component (GO): plasma membrane
Molecular function (GO): cAMP binding; G protein-coupled receptor activity
Source: RefSeq, a predicted model, not a curated record